CUGAUCCAUUUGUCACUCGGUACUGAUUGAUAUAACCGUGGCCGUGGCCUGUGUCUUGCGCGCGGUACAUUUUCCCUUCGUUUUUGAUCAUCUUCGCCUCCCGCGCUACAAGAUCGAGCCGCAUCACCACCACCAUGAAUUCCGCCAACGAUACAACGUCUCCCUCAGUGGAUGACGGUGGGAGUCUUUCUCCCGCCAACUCACGCGAAGACGAUGAGAACUCACAGCACCCCCGCAAGCGCCAACGCGUGCGUCUUAGCUGCUUGGAGUGCCGCCGGAGGAAGCUCUCCUGCGAUAGAGGCUACCCGUGCCAGCGGUGUCUGAAGAGCGGCACACCGGAUCGCUGCACGUAUGAGACCAAGUCAGGUGCUGUAUUGAACGCCAGCUCUGGCGUUCCGCCUGCCUUUGCCCAGCUCGACUCACGGAGGAAUGGCGAGCUGGCUGUUCCCGUCAAGGAAGCCGAUGUUUCUCUUAUCCGCGAGGCGGCCAAGGAUCAUGACCGUAUCCGCCGUCUCGAGCUCGAAGUCGCUCAGCUCAAGACUCAACUCACACGACAGGCUAUGUCUUCAUUUGACGGAAGCACAAUAGCCGGCACCAACUCACCACUCACUCAGAAGGAUGAAACCAAUGAAGCGCCUGCCGACCCUUGCGCAAACAACUCAGAGAUUCAGUCAUGCUGGCAUCAGUAUGGUGAUGGGGACAAGUCAGAGCUCCGCUUUUUCAGGGGCAAGGAAUUCAGAACGCGGUAUUUUGGUCCUCACAACGCCACAAUGGCUUUCAUCGAGUUGACUGGUCUGUGCCCCUUCAUGAAGGAGACGGCAGAUGAGUGGCUGAAGCCCGUGAAGGCCCAUGACCGCAAGGACCGCAAGAAGCGCAAGGAUGACAGAGACAAGUUCUACCUUCAGCCUGACUCCACGCUCGAAGCUCUCCUACCACCAAAGGAGCACUGCGAUGCCUUACUCGAAGUCUACAUCGACCAGUUCGAGCAAAUGCACCGCAUCAUUCACAUUCCCACCUUCCGCAGAGAGUACUCAGAGUUCUGGGAGAACCCAACCGAAUCUCGCUAUGCAGCACUCACCGCUCUUGUCCUUUCCAUCUGCGCGGUAGCAAACUGCAUCCACACUCACGAGUCUCUGAGAUUCACCGGAAUGAUUUCCAACGCCCAAAAUGCCGCUGAAAAGUGGAUCAAGGCCGUUGAGAAUUGGCAAGAUCAUCAGAGUGUGAAGCACCGAAAGCUCAUCCACUACCAAAUUGCAUGCCUCCUGUAUCUCGCCAAGCGGGUCAAUACCGUUAAGAAGAAGCGCUUCUGGACGAACUCUGGCGCUCUCAUUCAGGACGGCAUCUCUGUCGGACUGCACCGGGAACCCGGCCACAUGGGGUCCGGCAAGAUUUCAGUCUACAACCAGGAGAUGAGACGGAGGAUCUGGGCGACGGUGCAGGAGUUUGACAUGCAAGCCUCUUUCGACCACGGACUGCCUACGCUGGUGAGCCAGUUACACUACGAUGUGCAGCCACCAAGGAAUUUGGACGACGAGGACUUUGACGAAGACACUACGCAGCUCCCGCCUUCCAAGUACGGCAAGGAGUACACUUUCUCCUCCUACCAGAAUCUGGCCCGCCAGAGUCUGCCGCUGCGCAUGGAGUUGAGCCGCCUUCUCUGUGGCCCGCCGGGAGACCUCGACUACGACCAAGUCAUCCGUUACACCAACGACAUCACUCACGAAAUCGACUCGCUUCCCUCCUGGGAGCACAACAACAACAACACACACGGCGGCAAGAGACCACUUCUUGCCUACACUCUGCUCCACAUCCAACUCCGUCAAUACAUCGUUCCCCUCCACCAACCAUUCCUCAAGCUUCGUAAAUCCAACGCCAAGUACCAGUACUCCGAGAUCAUCUACUACAAUGCCGCGCGAGACAUUGUUCUCCUCCACGACAAGCUCUACGAGCAAGGCAUCCGCAGCCUCAACUUCCUCCGCGAGGACGCGCUGACCACGGCCGUCAACCUCUGCAGCGUCACGAUGCUGCAGCCGCGGGGCUCGACAAACAUGAUUAUGAUCAACUCGCAACACACCGUCAAACUCCUCGAGAAAUGCCUCCACAUGAAGGAAGACAGGAUUCUCCGCUGCGGCAACAACGAGCCCUGGGGCUACUCCAUCAUGUGCUCAGCACUCGGCCUUCUCGAAGCCCACCUGGGCACAAAGACCACCGAACAAGCAAAGGCAUCGUCUGCGGAACGGUUCGUCAACUUGCACUACAAGCUGCUGGCGAACCAGGAACCCCCGGUAUCGAGUCAGCCAUCAGAGCUGUCCAAGAUUCCCGGAUUGGAGGUUCCCGAGAGACCAAAGUCGGUUACGCCCUUCUCCUUCCAGGGCUACCCGUCGUCGCAGAACGCGAUGGACGGGCUCCUGCCUCAACCCCUGCCGUGGAUGCCACCAUCAAUUGAUCCGCAGGCGCAAUCCUACAAUCCCGACUUUAAUCUUGAAGCACUGGGAUUGAAUUUGAACGAGUUGUGGGGAGAAUCGUGGGACUUUAGCUGAUGUAUGCGAUGUUUGUGAUGUCAUUUUGAUGUGUUUCUUGGUUACUCAAAAGAAAAGCGAACUAGGGCGGGUUGUUUGAUCUGGGCAAAUUGCCCUUGACCUGUAUUUUGGAGGGUGAUGAUUUGUCACGGACAGUUGUUACGAUGUUCGGAAAGCUUUGUGAUACCCAUCUCAAUUCCUCUCUCUCUCUCUUUAGAUCUAGACGUGUAAUAUACAUACAAUCAUGUCGGUCUUGACUCACGAUCUGAACAUGAGGC
Molecule: messenger RNA, 2797 nt
Organism: Colletotrichum phormii
Lineage: Eukaryota; Fungi; Ascomycota; Sordariomycetes; Glomerellales; Glomerellaceae
Exons: 4
Coding region: 135-2540 (801 amino acids)
Biological process (GO): regulation of transcription by RNA polymerase II; DNA-templated transcription
Cellular component (GO): nucleus
Molecular function (GO): RNA polymerase II cis-regulatory region sequence-specific DNA binding; DNA-binding transcription activator activity, RNA polymerase II-specific; zinc ion binding
Source: RefSeq, a predicted model, not a curated record